UGUUUCUGAGCAUACCCCAAACCUCACUUUUGCAGUUAUGUUGUUUUCCUGAGAGCACAAUUAUGACAAGAACUCAAAAAUGAUUCAAGGAAGCGCUCUAAAAACAGCCUCUUUUCUGCUACUUCUGGCCUCCAUUACACAAGGGUUCAGGGAUGUUCCAGUUUUCCAUUAUAAAACUAAGGAGGCGUUGGUGGGUCAGAAUGUGUCUUUACCCUGUUUUUUUGAAAACAUUGGUAACAUGACAUAUGUCAGCAGUGAAUGGAAGAGAAAUUCGUCAAAGUUGGCUCUGCACAACUCAAUUCAUGGCUACUCGUUUUUUUCACCAAAUGUAACUUUAAAAACUAUUAAAAAUGGCAAAGAUCAACUAAUAGGCACCCGUUUAGAAUUUCCAAACACAGACAAAGGGGACACUGGCACCUACAUUUGUGAAAUUGGAGCCUUUCCGAUUGGAAACCACCGGAGACAGACUGAACUGAGAAUCAAAGAUAUGAUUGAGUGUGACAGGAACAGCAUCAUUGAAGUCCAUUCUGGGGAAAAUGUGACCAUUCACUGCCAUGAGUUUGCCAGUGUUACAUACACAUGGACCAAGGAAGAGGUGGUGGUUUCAAACAGCCCAUCUCUGCACCUGCUGUCUGUGUCUGUAUUCAACGCUGGGCUCUACACACUUAGUGUUCACACAGGAAACAGCCUUCUACACAAAGAAUUCAGCAUUACAGUAUCCUCACAAUCCACAGACUAUUAUGCAGAUGCUUCAACACUGUCUCCUGACAGCAGCAGCAAUGAAAAUGAGACUACCACAUAUUCUCCUGUCACCACGUUUGCGACAGAAAAUACACAAAAAGCAACAACAACAAUUCCAAUCUCAAACAGUCAACCUGCCAAUUUACAAAACACAACAGACACCACGAUGUAUCAUACAAGCAACAUCCAAUCAGAAUCUUACAACACAACUCUAACUGUGAGUACUGUAAGUGAACAUUUCAACCAAUCAUUGACCAGCAAAGGUUUCGGCCAGUCAGAAACUUACAAUACAACCCUAGCGUAUAAUCAGUCAGAGAGCUUUGAUACUGUGAGUAUUGGAAGUGAACAUUUUAACCAAUUAGAAACAUUCAACACAAGUAUGAGCUAUAACCACCCAGUAACAAACUAUACAACUCAGCCAUAUGUGAAUGAUGCAAGUUUUGUUACAGUAGACUAUGAUUCAGCUCUUAAUGAGGCAGAGUCCACCACUUCUCCUCCUACCACAUUCCUGGGGAUUCCUACAGUGGAAGACACCUCAGAUGUCACAGACCAACAAGGUCCAGCAGACAAUGAAGAGAGCAGCCAUUUGGGUUUGACACUGCUUAUCAUUGGAGGGGUUUUACUGAUCAUUGGAGCUCUCUUUCUGUAUAGAAGAAGAGUGCUCAAAAAGAGGGGUGAUCUUCCUCCUCCCUUCAAGCCUCCUCCUCCUCCGGUAAAGUACACAGCAGUCAGGACUGCUCCACAGUCUUUUCCCACAGACAGGUGUAACUCAAUAACAAUGCCGAUCAGCAUGGAGAAGAGACAAGCAUUUGUUUAAAAAUGUACACAUUAUGGUGGCCUGAAGUACAAACUAAUAUAAUAUAAUAUAAUAUAAUAUAAUAUAUAAUAUAAUAUAAAACAAUAUAAUAUAAUAUAAUAUAUGAUGAAGUUUGGUAAUAGCCUCAAAACCAUGCACUGUUCCAAUGUGUGCUAAAAUGAACCGUGAGUAAUAUAAUGGUAUAAAUGUGUAUAUGCAAUAUUAUAUCAGUUUUUGUAUAGAUGAAUGUGUGGUAAACCAUUUAAUAAUGUAAGCACUUUCAACUCUGCACUGUUUUUAAUAGUUUCUUUACAUGCAUACAUUUGUAUUUGAAAUAUCAGUAUUACACAAUAAUGUUAUGUCGUUUUACAUGCUUGUUUUUAUUUUAUUUUUUAAAAUUGUAAUAUUGUAAAUGGUUUCAGCAAAGAAUUUGAUUUUGGGGGAAUUUAAAGUAAGCAGGUGUAAGCUGCACCAUUUUAUUUUUUUCUGUAAUAAAGUGUCUGUAGUUGC
Messenger RNA from Boleophthalmus pectinirostris (great blue-spotted mudskipper), 2047 nucleotides. RefSeq names its product T-cell surface protein tactile. Gene Ontology annotation, biological process: cell-matrix adhesion; inflammatory response. The transcript has 7 exons. The record is from RefSeq and is a predicted model, not a curated record. Bases 80 to 1558 code for a protein of 492 amino acids. NCBI's taxonomy places the organism in Eukaryota, Metazoa, Chordata, Actinopteri, Gobiiformes, Gobiidae.